Molecule: messenger RNA, 5004 nt
Organism: Varroa destructor (honeybee mite)
Lineage: Eukaryota; Metazoa; Arthropoda; Arachnida; Mesostigmata; Varroidae
Product: cytosolic 5'-nucleotidase 3-like
Cellular component (GO): cytoplasm
Molecular function (GO): 5'-nucleotidase activity; magnesium ion binding
Source: RefSeq, a predicted model, not a curated record
UGUUUGCCCUUUUCCAUGUCUGCUCGACCAUACACCAUGAAUCAAUCUAGAUAGGGGCAUGACGCAGAUCUACCCCUUCCAUAGAACUUCACAUUUAAAUCGUACUUCAACUGAACUGCGUAGAACUGACAUGUAUUAUAUAUAUCAGGUCGUAUUUAGUCAAUUCGUACUACAACUUUGUUACUCUCCCAGAAGCUGGCAAGUUCUGUUGUGUUUGCACAUUUGCCUGAAAUGUUUAUGGAGUUUACUGCCUAUAGGGAGUUUCGGGGGACACGCAUCAGUUCUACGAGGCGUCGUGAUUUCGUCGUACUCGAAAACAUUGACAAUGCGCUUAUUUUUUUUGACUGCUCAUCACGACAAAGCUAUUUUUAGUUUUGGCACGGUCUUCGCCUUCUUUACAAUGGUCUCCUUAAAAAAACUACUGUGUCCAUUUACGAAAACCCAGGUUUCUUUUUUAAGGUUUCACUCUUCUAGCAAUUACUACAAACAGGUGAGAGUUGUUUUAGCUAUUUAGGCGGACGACAUAUACGCUCUGCAACAUUUUACAGAGAUAUCGCUUGCGAAUCUUAUUCCUGCUCAUCCUUUUCCUGCUGACGGUUAUCUAGUCUUCGUGCGCUAAAUUCAACCCGAGUUGUGUGCACAAGCAUAGGAGAGUGCAGUCAGUCAGCUCCUUCCUUUUGUGACAACAGCUUUACUCUGUGGGUUGCCUAUCUGCCUAUCGAACGAAAGAAUAUUGCUAAACAGCGAACGGGGUCCCGGCCAGCUGAUCAACGGAUAUUCAAAAAAUCCGAACGGAGAAACUUGUGGCUGCGUGGCCUUCUAGCUUGCUCGUUCUGUCUAGUUCAGUAUAUGACACCGGUUUGUGUCGCAUUGUCGUCUGAGGCUAAGUACACCAGUCAUAGGUCGAGAGCGAUCUGUCCUUCCUAGAACUAACUAUAUAAAAUGAGUCCAAGAACCCUGUGAUAUCCUGCUGGUCGUGAGUAACAAUGAGUUCUGUGAGUGCCAUCAAAUACUUCUGCUAAAACAACAAGUAGCAGCUGAUUGUUGCCAGUGAGCACUCUCCCUUUACGCUGCAUUUUACAUGACAUUGCUGUGUGAUUUAUGGUAAUUACGGUGCCAAUACCGGUAGAGUUGUGGUCAGUGCGGUGUGUUAAUGUGGGUUACCACAUAGCCUGGCAAGUUCAACCCCAGCAGAACCCGACGGAGAUCUGGCGGCUGGCGGGUGCUGGCUGUCGCUCAAUGGUUUUGAGCUGGCAGUGUCGCCGUCGAUAGCAUCGCAGACUGCAGCCAAUUGGGUGAGUGCGCAAAUUGUGGGAACUGCAGCUUUUAGCCGACGGUAUGUUGGUUGUCCGUGGCCUAGGACGCGGCCUUGCAGUAGUAAACAACGAAGGUGGCAAGGUCCUAUCAUGGCUGACCGCAGCACAGACUACCAGUAACGGUGGCAGUCUACGGAUGAAAGAUCCUCAACGUGUCCAGAAUAAAAUUCAUAAACUCACUAUAGAUGGUCCGUCAUGUCUGCAGCUGCUCACAGACUUCGAUCGGACGCUGUCGCGAACACAUUACCACGGGAAGCCUGUCUCCACAUCCUAUUGUGUUUACGAAGAUAUUAAUCAUGUGUCGAUGGAGUAUAUGCAGCUGGCGACGCGACUCCGUGAGAAGUAUUACCCCAUUGAAAUUAGUCCGAAACUUACCGCUGAGGAAAAGAUACCCUAUAUGAUACAAUGGUUCGCCGAAAGCUUCGACAUUGUGCUUAAGGUAGGGGUAAAUCUUCGGGAAAUGCCGAGUCUUGUGAGACGAGCGGAUCUGCAUUUACGAUGUCGUACCGUAGCGUUAUUUGAGUUUCUAGCGACCAAGGAUGUACCGAUUCUGGUGUUUAGCGCCGGUCUGGGCGAUGUUGUCCGGCUUUCUCUCCAACAACAUGGCGCAUUACUUAAUAACGUUACGGUGCUGUCGAAUUUCAUCGAAUAUGACAAAGAGGGGGCACCACUAAAAUUCAGCGACCAACUGUUGCAUAUGUACAAUAAAAACGCGAAAUUUCCGCCAGCCAGCGAGUACUUCGCCAGUACGCGGAUUCGAAAGCGAUGCAAUGCGAUUCUCAUGGGCGACUCAUUAGGCGACUGUUCAAUGGCUGAUGGCGCACCCGGCAUUUCGCCACCGCCGACAGGUAACAGCACGCUCCUGCGUAUCGGCUUCCUCGACCACGAAAUUGAACAGCGCCUCGAAACCUAUUUAGAUAAUUAUGACAUGGUCUUGCUGGAUGAUCAAACCAUGAACGUUCCUCUAGCGCUGUUCAGGCAAAUCUGUUCAAAAUCAUAACACCGGCUGACUGUUUAGCUAGAAAUUUUCGUAGGAAAAAUUUAGCGGCAGCGCAAUAAGAUGCGGUUGGCAAUGUUACAGUAGUGAUACUUCAUAUUGACUGAGUUCUGGAUUUGCUAUCAGUUGGCAGAAUCAUUAUUAGUGCGUGUUUUGUUAACCAAUCUCGCCACUGACCUGAUAUAUCGUAAUGCCCUCGAGGUCUUGUUACGUUUAUUGUAUAUUAUACACUCGAUGAGAACUUGUAUCACCAAAUCGUGCGAGCGCAUCUCUAAUCGGAUGAGGGAUCUUCCUUCAAUAUUUCGCAGCUAUGGGCGAACUGAUAAUAACCCAACGGUCACAUGUUUGCCGUCCCAAGCGUUGGACAGCGAUAUUAACUGUUUGACAGGAGACACUUUCAAUUUCCUCUGGUAGAAACACAUUGAAAUUGCGACACGGUUUUUAGGAAUUCAGAUAAAACGAAUGAUUACGAUAACAACCUUUACUACUAGAACGCAUUCAGCCAUUCGGACGAUGCUUUAUUGACGACGGUUUGGCGGCUCAAGGGUUGUGCACUGUAGGAAACCUUAUCUAGAGCAUAAAAAAUCAAUAUUAAGAAUAGACUCCAAUCUCAAUGAUGAAAACAACACUUGUGGGGACAAAAACGGAAGCCAUUAAAUUUUAACUCCCGAAAGUACUAGUGCUAUUAUUUAUUUAAUCCCGAUGCAAGUCUUCCGGCAAUAAAUUUUGUGACACGAUAGAGAUAACGAGCAGGGAAUGUGAUUAGCGUAAUCAGUACCAUCGUACAAGACGGCCGAAGUGUGAUAAUAAUCAUCGAUGACUCUGUCAAAAUUGAAUUUCAAGAAAGUAACCAGCUAGAAUUUUUCUGAAUUGUCAACAAAAUUAUCGUCCGUUAAACGCUUCCGUGUCUCACGGCGACCCACCUCUCCCCAUCCAUUACCGUGGUGAAAAGGCGACGGCGUGUCGUUUCCGGGCAGCACUAAAAUCGUGCAGGAAACACGUGCCGUAGGGUGCACCCAGUAUUCUAAUGAGUUCAUUGAGAAACGUCUAAAAAAGUUACAACAACAGCAACAGCGACAGCAACAACAACAAACGACAGCGUCGAUAGACAAAAAAAAAAUAACCACUUCUUCACUAACGCUGAUCCUAGACAUUUGUAUAUAAUAAUACGGGUUGGCAAUGCCAGUGAAGGAUUCGGUCGGUGUGCAUCGGCUUGUGUGGCAGAUGUGAAAUAACAAUUGAAUAUAGUGAAAUGUUGUAUACAUACGAAGUUGGUUGUUUUUAGUUAGUAAAGAUAGACAAUUUUAGAGAAAUGAUAUGCCAUUCCGCUUUGGUAUAAAUUGGGAUAUAGCAUAUAUUGGUUGGCCGGGGUGGUAGCUGUGCAUGCUUGUUGUUUGCUUUAUCUUCUAAGACUGAUCUUCUUCGGUAGAUACGGUUUGUCUUUUGUCAGAUUUUUUUGAAAAUGGGAUUAUAAUAGGGGAUUUUACGUAAAGCCGUAUAAAGCUAUUGUGCUCUUUGUCAUCCUAGUACAGUUUGCACUUCGCACGCUUGUUAUAACAGUAUUUAUCUAUCAUGAAAGUUAUUCAGCGUUCUUUCCACAUCUAUUGUCUAUGUCAAGCAUCGUCGAUUUGGGUUUAAGUCUCACUAGUAACAAGCUACGCAACCAAAUAAAGAGAAAAAAAAAACGCUUUUUUAAAUUCGCAUCAAUUUCAGAUUAUUUCUAUUGCUCGAAUAAGUAUCCUUAUAAUACACGCAGGCGUUAGUGCAGUAGUUUUUGUUUGUUCACUUCAUUCAUUUCUAAAUGUAUUGCUUAUAGAUGUUGACGAUAACGUUUGAUAGUAUAUUGCGUAAUUAUAAAAAUAAUGAUAAUUUUGCUAUGACUAGUGACUUUUCUUGUUUAAUUUGUGCCAAGUUUUUGAAGUAUGCUAUGAUAAUAGACACAAUUUAUUCGCGCUGCAAGUUUAUUUAGAGAAAAAAAUAAUUUAAGCGAAAUUUUGCUGCGUUUGUUCGAUACGAUAUUCUAAUGUCUCAGUAUUUAGUCAUAUCACUGGUGUAAAUGGCCUUGGUCAUAGUUUUCCUGACCUUUUAUCUUGCGAUGUUUUAUAAUUAUCAUAUAUUACAUUCGUGGACAAACGCUGCACGUUAGGUUGGAUUUAGGUAAAAAGUAGCAGGUAGUUCAUCCACUCGUAGUAAGUAUAGGAAUACGCUUAACUGCGAUUCACGAUUCAUAAGUCGUCCAAGGCGAGUCUUAUUCUGUACAAUUUCGUGGUAUCGUGAUUACCACGUUAUCGUGAUCAAAGUAUUUUUUUUUAUACCCUACACCGGUGAGCAUUCGCAUACAAUUUCAGGGAUUCUUGCGUAUUUAUUAUCUCUGUACUAGAACUAGUUAUAUAUAUAUAUAAUUGUGUGUGUCGAUACUACAGAUCAGCUGUGCUGUUUGUAGCGGAAGUUUUUUUUACUACGUUCAGCAAUUGCGGGCGACGAAGAUCUGUGUUAGCACUACACUUUCUAUAUAUUUAGAAUGUUCUACACAAAAUAUACAACAUUCUUAUGUAUACGAUAUUAUAGAAACAUAUAAAGGAGUCAGAACUUAAUAUUAUUAUCGUCCACCACAUAUUGAUAUAUGUCGGCUUUGAUAUUAAAUUCUCUUAGGCAUUAGUGAAAGAUUAUUUGUUACUUCAAAUGUGUUUC